CUCGGUCUUUGGUUGCCUGCCAUCGCUCUGAAACGACUGAGGUUAUUUAGCUCUUAUUCAUACAAACAUCGAAUACAAACGCAAGGAUACGUGUAGAUAAGCCCACUGGAGACUAUAGGAAGGUUGUAGGCAGGCUAGAAACACCGGUAUUAUUUUUAUCAGCCGGUGUUUGGUUUCUGUGAUUUCCUAAGUGAGUGGUGUAGCCAAUGCGUGACUCGAGAGAUCGUGGCCAGAUAAGCUGUGUGAGACUGUGAGGCAACUCGGGUUACUGGUUACGGUGCCUGACUGCCUGUCUAAUCUCUGGGAAGCAAGUUACAUAGUGGUCUUGUCUGUGUUAGUGAGGGUUGCUGGGGUGACGUGAGUAGUGCUGCUCAGAUUGGCAAAGGUGCUUGUAUAGGAGUGUACAGAACAGGAAGGUCUUUAAGUUUUCCAUUGGUGUUGUCUCUGUUAGUGAAGUGUAUUAGCGUGGGAGUGACUUGUAUUUCCAUCUUCCUAUGACCUGAAUUAAUUUAAGUUAAGAGGUAUUCACAGUUUAACACAUUUUUUAACGCCAGAUAAGAAAAAUAUUAAUAGGAAGCAAUGGGGGCUCUUCCAAAAGGCUACCAUGCCCUUACUUUCUUUGUUUAUGCCUUUGGUCUUUAUUUUGACCACUACAAACUCAUCAUCCCGGCCAGCUCCAAUAGUUACCGCUUGACACAUCAAAUCAUUGGCGGCCGCUGGAAGUACUUGACUUACAUCGACUUGGUCCUGCAGUGUAGCUUCUUUGGCCUGUGUGUGCUGAAUGACCUGCUCGGCUCAGAAACUGUGGUGGCGAACAAGAGAAGUUUCCUGCAGAAGCUUCGGGACUUUGUGCUCACAACGCUGGUGGUUCCUCUGGGAGUGUUCAUCCCACUCAUCUUCUGGGGACUGUAUGCUGUGGACCGAGACCUCAUCUUCCCUGUGUCUAUGGAUGCCUGGUUCCCGAGCUGGCUGAACCAUCUCAUGCACACGCUUCCCCUCAUUGCCUCUCUGCUGGAGGUGGUGUUUGUCAAUCAUGUGUACCCCCGUGGCCGCAUCUUGUAUAUCCCAAUCAUUGUGGCCUCAGCCCUCUAUGUGUCUUGGCUGUGUUUCAUUGCAUACUAUGGAGGCUUCUGGGUCUACCCAGUGUUUGAGGUGCUGGACUUCAAGAGCCGGGCUGUGUUCAUGGCCUGCCUGGUCCCGCCUAACCUCUUCUUUGUGUUCCUCGGCCAGAAGCUCCACACGGCCAUCUGGGGUUCAGGUAAGAGUUCUUCCAGACGCAGAGGCAAGAAGGACAAGUCACAGUAGAGAGACACAACGCGGGGACAAAAAAAGCUGAGGUGCAGAAAGUGUUGAGUGGUGCAAGUGUGUAGUAAUAAUAAGGUUGUUUAGCUCGUCCUUACAACCACCAGGGACUGAGGUAGAUACUUUAAAUCAGGUACAAAUGAGAAGAAAGACCUAGAGUGUACUUUUAUAUUGUAUUUAACUCCAGCAUUCAUGACUCAGGAGGUUCAGUUGUUGCUGCCGUGGCCUGUAGUGAAGGGAUGGGCACGGCUAGUCAUGUAAGUGUGUGUGUGUGUGUGAAUGGCAUUGUGGUUGCUACUCACCAGACAAUCUUUCCUCUGAAGUGAUGUUUUUUUAGUCAUCAUGUGUCUAUGUUUUCCAUUGUCCUCAGUACAGUAAAUGGGAUUGAUUGGGAUGUCAGUGGUGUUGAUUUUUGGGUCAGUGAACACAUGCUGAAGGGAAAGAUGGUGUGAUGUGAGUUCUCAAGUUAUGAACAGUGGUUGCUACAGAAUCACUCUCUCAAAUAGUCUUAAGAUUUGUUGGUAACAUUCCAAUAAUUUUUAGGAUUGCUGUUCCUUCCUCCCUUACCUUAGUAUCCUUGUGCUAUGGAUUUAUAGCAUCAGAUAUGUAGAGUAAAACUUUGAAAGUCUGUUGGCUUUCAUUUUGUUGUUUAGUAUGUUGUAAAUUUUUUGGCACUUGUAAAGUUUGGUGGAGUCACAAAAGAAGUUCAUCCUUGCAGUAUUGCUUCAAGUUCAUAUUCACAAUUUGGUUCAGGUUCUUUCUGACAGUUUUGAUAUAAAAAUAAUUGUUACACACAAGUACGUAUUAACCUUUCCAUGUGUUUUUGGAAUUACACACGUUAUGAAUGAAACACUUGGCAUAUUCAAGUUACAAUGAAGUAAGUGCCUUCACAGCAACCUUCAGGACAAAAUUGUGAGCUGGGUGGCUCUGUGCCUGGCUUGCACUCUACAGGUUGUCAGUGGCCCUGACUCACUACAGUGUCUAGGUGGGAGAGGUGGCACAUUAUCACAACUUUUCCUGGCACCAUAAGACUUCAUAUUGCCAUUACUGUCGUUAUUAAUUCUUUUGGAACAAAACUACUCCACCAAAAAGAUUACAUAGUGAAAUCAUAGCUAUCUAACCUGCCAUUAGAUAUAAUUGUUACUAAUGAGCAAAACAAAUUCUUCAUAAUCAUUGAAGUACUCUAUGAAGUUACCAAUUGCUGCUUGUGCUCAUAUUCCCAUUAUUAUAUAAGAAAGACGGGCUUGUAACUGUGACGCUGAAUUAAUUGUAUUGAAGAAGGUGCUGGAAAACAAAGUUGCGUACAUUAGUCAUUAACAUUCUCUACAACUGCAUGGAAGACUUAUUUGUAUGUUAUUAAUUUAAGAUUGUGCUUCAGAUGUUCAGUGUGUCGGGGUUUUGAAUGAAGUCAGUCAAGGAGGAAUAAAGAACAAUGAAGAAC
This is a messenger RNA of Portunus trituberculatus (swimming crab), 2743 nucleotides long. RefSeq names its product androgen-induced gene 1 protein-like. The transcript has 6 exons. Bases 580 to 1305 code for a protein of 241 amino acids. The record is from RefSeq and is a predicted model, not a curated record. Gene Ontology annotation, cellular component: endomembrane system; membrane. NCBI's taxonomy places the organism in Eukaryota, Metazoa, Arthropoda, Malacostraca, Decapoda, Portunidae.